AUGCAGGCUUUGGCUGACCAGCUCCGGAACAUUAACCCUCCGUCGGCCUUCAUUACCUCUGAGAACAAGGCUUUCGUUGAACAAAUGGUGGACCUUGCUUCCUUGGAAGACGAAGAUAUUGCAGCUAAGGAUAUUGACUUGAAGAUUGGUGAUGACAUAGUCAACGUGCAGCUUCUCAUCCAGGCUUUAAUUGGAUGUUGCUUCGAAUGGAUAUAA
Molecule: messenger RNA, 216 nt
Organism: Trichophyton rubrum CBS 118892
Lineage: Eukaryota; Fungi; Ascomycota; Eurotiomycetes; Onygenales; Arthrodermataceae
Exons: 1
Coding region: 1-216 (71 amino acids)
Source: RefSeq, a predicted model, not a curated record